Molecule: messenger RNA, 834 nt
Organism: Babesia bigemina
Lineage: Eukaryota; Apicomplexa; Aconoidasida; Piroplasmida; Babesiidae
Exons: 1
Coding region: 1-834 (277 amino acids)
Source: RefSeq, a predicted model, not a curated record
AUGACUAGAAGUUCCGGAGCCCGCUAUAUGCAAUGGCCGUGGGCGUGUGUUAGACCCAUCUUAUUUGUGCGUAGCUCGGCUUCCAUAGGCCUUCGUCGCGAGGUAGUCGAUACACAAUCGCCAUCGGGGAGCAACGUUUUGAGGCUUACACGGCGAUUUGCUGGUUCGGUGAAAGAAGUGAGCCCCGUUGUGCAAAUAGAUUCUAAGGGAAGUAGGAAAUUCGUGUAUGACAACUUCGGAAGGUUACGUGUAUUCUUCAAGUUUCUCAUAUUCCAGAGCAUACCUCUUGCGAUAUUUGCCUACUGCUAUCGUAGGUUCGAGAAGGAACGUCAGUGUUUAUAUUCAAUCCCCCUUGAAACAGUGGAUGAAGCGCUGCGUCAUUUGUGGUCGAUUACACGUAACGCGCACUGUUUUCUCCAGGUGGGCGGGAAAUUUUAUAUAGUUAAUUACUCCGUGGGGUCUGAUGCGGGUUUUCGUGCUGUAGAUACGCUUGAAGGAUUUGUAAGCAAAUUUCAGAGGGACCACCGUGAUGCACUGCGGAACAUUUAUGUAUCGUACCCCAAUGAUAGGAACAUUGACAGUAGCAUAGAGUCGGAAAACAACAUCGAACUUCUGUUUUACAACCAAUCGUUAGAUUCUUUCGCUUCAGUAAAAGCUGUGGCGCACAUAAUUACUGAUCCGGGUCAUAGAAAACAGGCGUGGAAUCCCAAACUGGGUCCUGACACCAACAACCUUGCGAUUCUCAACACGAAAGCUGUACGUAUCGGAUUCGGCAACAACAACAACAAGUCUAUUGCUUUUGAAAACAAAGGCGACUGGAUUUUGUCAAAAUGA